ACGAGGCUGGCAAAGUUAACUAAAAACAUCUAGUACUGGUAAGGGUAAAGAACUGGAUACCUUUUCAUAGACUGCUGUGAAGGUAAAUGGGUCCCCCAAAAUUGGUGCGAACUUUACAAAAGGCAUGACAGGCAAUGUGUUGAAGAUGUUUUAAAUAUGCCUUAUUUUCUCAUCUCGCAAUUCUACUUAAAAGAAAACUACAAUAAGGAAAUAAUCAGGCAAGUGCACAUAUAUUUAUGUGCAAGUAUUAAGUAUUAUUUAUAAUAGCAUAUAGCAAAACAAAAACAUUUCAUUUCUAUCUGUGGAGCAUCAGGAAAAUUGUUUUAAAGUACAUCCGAAUGGAAAGCCAUAAAAAAAUAAUGAACUAAAACAGCAUCAGAGCCCCAGGAAAAGAGCUUCUGGGAGAAGCCCUGUAUUCUAAGGAUAAAGCUGAAAUUGUUUAAGUUUCUAGGCAGAAAAGAAUGAGUUAGAAAAAAUGAAAGAAAAGUCAGACUGUCACUGGACUUCUCACCAGGAACACCAACAAACAUUCUAUAACUGCAAAAGAUCAUCGCAAAUGUGGCCUCAGACUGUUAUACAGGCUCUGGUUCUUUGCUAUCUGACAAAACGCAAGUCUACGGAUCACUUAGUCAAUAACCAGAUAGCUAAAGUAAACGUGAAUAAAUAACCAGAUGAGAUUUAAACACCUAGUAUUUCGGGACUAUUUGGUAUUUCCAAUUCUUCCAAUAAUAGCUAAUAUUACUGUUACUAUUACUCUUACUAUGUGCCAGGCUCUGUUCCAAGCUCUACACACAUUUAUUUUUAACUCAUUUAAUUCUCCUAAGGACCAUGAGACAGAUACCCUUAUUCCUAUUUUAUAGAUGAGAAAUCUCAGAAGUAUCUUGCCUAAGCUAAUAAGGAGCAGAGCUAAGAUACAAACUUACAGGUUAACUAUUCAAACCAUCAUCCUGACCACUGCAUUUAUAUACUGCCUCUAAAUGAGUAAGAUCCUGAUAAAAGGAAAUAAAUGCCUUUGUGAAAUAAGACAUAUACCUAAGUUCAACUACUCUGUGUUCACUUACCUAUUUGACUUCCUAAAUUACUACAAAUAAGCUCUCUCCUUACUUGUGCUAUAUCUCAUUUUAGGACAUUUGCUUCUAUUACAGAUAAAAUGAAGGGGGAGUCUUCAACGUGACUGAAAGCUUCAUCACUCCAGUAUUUCCUCUUAAGCUAAGACUGCCAUCUACUGGACUAACACAAAAAUCUCCAUCAAUACAAUAGGACAAAGCAUUUUGAGUAAAAUACAAACAAAGAGGAAGAAGAAGAUAAAUGUUAAGAUAUGCAUCAAUUUUCAGUGGAUCUUCUCUGGAAACACACACAACUUAUAUCAUUUGGAAAAACUCACUUUUUUUAAAUUAGUGAUGUAUGCCGCCGUACUGACAAUUUCAACUCCAAGAACAGUGUCCGAACCCUGAAGUUCCUGCGGAUCGUGACUUAUUCCCCCAGCGUCUACAGCACUAUACAAACAUCACAAUGACAGUAUGCAAGAACCACCAUCUGUGUUCCCGUGUCAAUGUUCCCUCAGCCUUAGGGUGGCAGGACUUAAUGCAAAUGAACGAAGAGGAAACUGUCAGCUGCAUUGUGGUUUAACCAAUAGAAGCACAGCUCCAUCUUGGAUGUGCACUGGACUGCAUUACAAACAGACGAUACCAUCGCUUCAACAGCAGCCUUCAGACAAGAGGUCACCUGUCCUCGAAGUUUAAAGGACUGGAAAUAGAAAUACACUGAGCCAACAAGAUUCAAAAGAACAAUACAAGAAGUAGAAUCCCUAAGAAUGGCCUCCCUGAGCUCCAGCCUCUGGAAUGAAACCACUACAUCUGUUUAUCAGUACCUUGGUUUUCAAGUUCAAAAAAUUUACCCUUUUCAUGAUAACUGGAACACUGCCUGCUUUGUCAUUCUGCUUUUAUUUAUAUUUACAGUGGCAUCUUUAGUGGUGUUGGCUUUCCUGUAUGAAGUGCUUGACUGUUGCUGCUGUGUAAAAAACAAAACUGUGAAAGACGUGAAAAGUGAACCUAACCCUCUUAGAAGCAUGAUGGACAACAUCAGAAAACGGGAAAUUGAAGUGGUCUAGCACUCUACCUAAAAUGAACAAAAUCUCUGAAAACAGCCUUCAACUACUGAGAAAAAAGGAGAAUUUUCUGAGGCCAACUGUUAUUAUGAAAAUUGACUCUGAAUGAUUAAAA
Mirounga angustirostris (Northern elephant seal) is the source of this 2222-nucleotide messenger RNA. RefSeq names its product small integral membrane protein 18 (gene SMIM18). NCBI's taxonomy places the organism in Eukaryota, Metazoa, Chordata, Mammalia, Carnivora, Phocidae. The record is from RefSeq and is a predicted model, not a curated record. The transcript has 4 exons. The coding region runs from base 1814 to 2110 and encodes 98 amino acids.